Molecule: messenger RNA, 1959 nt
Organism: Dendronephthya gigantea
Lineage: Eukaryota; Metazoa; Cnidaria; Anthozoa; Malacalcyonacea; Nephtheidae
Exons: 5
Coding region: 202-1959 (585 amino acids)
Source: RefSeq, a predicted model, not a curated record
GUUAUAUUAUCUUUUAAAUCAAUCUUUGAAAAUACUAUACAAGGUAACAAGUUUUAGUAAACUAAAGAUGUAAAAGGCAUUUAUGGUGACCGGUUUGAUCUACCGUUCUCUCUAAAGUAUAACUGUAUGAAUUAAUGAUCUAGCUUCUUGUGGCUUGGAAUAUCAAGAUCUUCACAACAUUUAUACAAGAGCUGGUGAAAGAUGUAUUUCUCAAGUUGUCUUUUUCUCGUGUUGUGGGUGCAAAAUAGUUGGAAAGCAAGCUCGAACCCUCUUGUCAAAUCGCCUUUCUUUAUUAAGUCUAAGGAUGAUAAAACCCAACCUAGUCUCCUCAAACCGUGGCGUGAAGCUACAAAGAAUAUUCCCAGAAUGUAUAUGAGUGCACAAAGGUUUCCACGUGGUCGUGAUUUUAAUUUGGCACAUAGAAAAGGAAAACUAGGUACCAAUAAAUUAAAACAAGAGAAAACUAUCUCAUCAAGAAAUAUUAUAGGUUUUCCGAUUUCGCAAAAUAAACACAAUACCAGAACAAAAGCGGCACUAUCUCCAUGGAGUCAAACAGACCUUAAUGGCGUACAGACAAGAGAUCUUAAAGAACAAAUAAUGCGAAAUGCUGAGGAAUACUGGUGGAAAUCUGGUUUCAUUGAAGGAUUGAACAGGAAACUUGGUGAAACUGUGAGAAAAGCACCCUUUUCGCAAGCCAAGUCACCUAAAGCGAUUCAAGUGGCAAAUUAUCAACACCUUGAUUUAAAUGGAGAUGAUAAAGGGCGAGUGCGUGGCGGGAAAAUGUCGUCAACAGUCACGAGAGGCCCUGCGGUGAACCAAGGCAAUAAUAGUGUGUCGUUAAAUCAAACAAUGUAUGAAGGAAAACCACGGGGUAUCCAAGAAGCACAGAUUAGAAGGUCAGAAAGCAAAACUGAUAGUAACAUCAAAGAAACGCAGAUGAAUGUGUAUGCAGGUAGUCGAGUAGAUAUGAAUCGAGAACGUGCAGAAAAAGUGGAAAGAGGAAGGAAGCAGUAUACAAGAGUAACUCAGGACAAUAACAUAAGACACCCGGGGACUUUUGAGAAUAAAGAAGUAGAACAGGAAAGAACGUUACACAAGCAGAAUAUGGGGCAAGCAAAAGUGACGAAUAGUCCAAUUUGGGCAGGCGGAAAUGGGAUAGGAACAUUACGGGGGGGAGUAGGACAAACAGGAAAAAUACAGGAAUCGAGCAUUUGGCACCCAGUAACAUCGGAGGUUGCAAUAUCAGGAGGGACAAACAGUGAACCGUUGAGGUCGUUUAAAGGUUCUAUCCUAGAACAAACGAAGACAAGGAAUAGUCAGCCGGGUCCGGUAGAUAUAACACAUGGUAUAAACACAGGACAACCCAUGGAUUCAAUUCCAGGGAAAACAAGGACAAUGGAUGGUGUGACUGGUACAUCAGAAGAACAAACGGGUGAAACGGUCGGACAAUCCGGACAAUCAGGGACUACAAAAGGACAAGGGGGGUCUUUGGAGACAUUUCAAAACGAAGCCGCGCAGGAAGAAAAUACUGAGAUUUCAAAUUCAUCACCCGAUUGCUUUGAACCGGUAGAUCUUGCCUUCCUCGUGGACGGUUCGGGAAGUAUCGAUCCCAUUCGACAGUUUCCAAAAGUUCGAACGUUUCUAAAGGAACUUGCAUCUGGAUUUCAAAUUGGCCCCGCAAAAACAAAAGUUGGCAUGGUUCAAUUCUCCGGGAGAAUGUCGCAGAAGGUUGAAUUUGGUCUAGAUCAAAAUAGUGAUCUUGAAGGAGUUCUUAAAGGAAUUGACAGCAUGGAGCAGUUAAGGGGUAACACAUAUGUCGGUGAAGGCUUCAAAGUUGUCUCGAGAGAAAUAUUUUCACCCGAGAAAGGUGACAGACCGGAAGUACGUAAUGUAUUAAUGCUCUUUACCGAUGGAGCGGCCAGUGACUUCGAAGUUGCCAAAGAAGAAGCAAAAAACUGA